This is a messenger RNA of Malus domestica (apple), 545 nucleotides long. RefSeq names its product protein GLUTAMINE DUMPER 1-like. The record is from RefSeq and is a predicted model, not a curated record. Gene Ontology annotation, biological process: regulation of amino acid export. NCBI's taxonomy places the organism in Eukaryota, Viridiplantae, Streptophyta, Magnoliopsida, Rosales, Rosaceae.
AUAGUUCAUUCAUUUGUCACAUUUGCAUUGUAAAAAAACCAGAGAGACAGCAAUGAGGCCUUCAGCUGCAAACUCCACCACCGCGGCUACUGGUCACGACGCCAUAUUCAGAAACUGGAAUUCUCCGAUGCCAUACCUAUUUGGAGGCCUAGCACUCAUGUUGGGGCUCGUUGCGGCAGCGUUGCUGAUUCUUGCUUGCUCCCUUCACAAGAGCUCAAGCAGCAGCAGUAGUGAUCAAGAUCAGAAACCAACUAGACCAGUGGACAUAGAGGCUGGAGAUUCUGAAUCCAAAAUUCUUGUCAUAAUGGCUGGAGAGAAAACACCAACAUACUUGGCAAACCCCAUCACAUGUUCUACUACUCUCUCUCAUGCACCAAUCUGAUCAUCAAAACGUCUGAGUUGAGCUUUGGUUUGGUUUUUCUAGUUUAAUUCUAGUUUGUCUCCUCCUCCUACUACUACUACUGCAGGCUUGUCAGAUCUUGCGGAAAUUUAUGUAAAUUGAAGAGAGCAUUAUAAUUGUUAUACAAACAAUUUUCUUCCCUUGA